AGAGAGAGAAAACAAAGAGAAAUUUAAAAACGACAUAAAGACUGCGAAUCCGCUCUCUUUUUUUUUCUCUCUGUCGCUCUCCCCAACGCCCACAUCGUAACGGUUCGUCGUGGCUAUUCGGUGACGGCGAGUCGUUCGUACACCGGCAGUCUUCUUGAACUUCUGGAUGAUUUUUUGAUCUCUCGACUUCGCCUUCUUCGUGUUAACUCUCAUUUUUCGAUUUUUUGUUUCUAAAAUUUAUUGGUUCUGUUCAUCUCAGGAUACGAUAAUCGGCACCGAGAGGUAUACAAAAUGAUUGGGUCGUUUCUUACGAGAGGACUUGCGAUGGUUUUUGGCUAUGCUUAUCCAGCUUAUGAAUGCUAUAAAACUGUUGAGAAAAAUAAGCCAGAGAUUGAGCAACUACGCUUUUGGUGCCAGUACUGGAUUUUGGUGGCUGUCUUAACAGUAUGUGAGAGAAUUGGUGAUGCUUUUAUUUCCUGGGUUCCUAUGUAUAGUGAAGCGAAGCUGGCGUUCUUUAUAUAUCUUUGGUAUCCUAAAACAGAGGGAACUACUUAUGUGUAUGACUCUUUCUUUAGACCGUAUGUUGCAAAGCAUGAGAAUGAUAUUGAUCGCAACUUGUUGGAACUAAGGACUAGGGCUGGUGACAUGGCAGUAUUAUACUGGCAAAGAGCUGCAAGCUAUGGUCAGACAAGGGUUUUUGAGAUUCUGCAGUAUAUUGCUUCACAGUCGACGCCUAGGCCUCAGCCGCAAGGAGGUAGGGCUCGCCAAGGUCCUACUGUUCCCAACCGCCAACCUCCCAAUGCUCCUAUCCGUCAAUCAUCUACUGCAGCACAACCACAAACUGAAGAGCCGCCAUCUCCCACUUCUAGUACGUCUUCUAGUCAACACCAAAUGGAAGUAGAGGAAGAGGUCGGUCCUUCACAAGGACCUCCAGCAGCGCCUCCUGCAGCUCCAGCAGCAGCUUUGAAUUCCCCAAAAUCAAUUGUUGCUUCUGAAACCAAGGGCCAGUUUACAACAAAUGAAGCAGAAGCAGAAGCAGAAGCAGAAGCAAAGCAGAUUGAAGCUGUGCCUUCUUCUUCCGUCAAUGAAAAUGCUGACCCGGCAACUGAGGAGACUAUCAUGGAAGAAGCCAUCCGGGUUACACGUGGCAGAUUGAGGAAAGCCCGUUCUGCAGGAACUCGCUAACAGUUUGUUUCAGCUCCUUCCCGUGUUAGCGUUUUACAUUGGCAAUUAAUUAAUCAGUAAUAACGCCAAAGUAAGCGGAGGGGGAAAAAAUCAGUAGUUGGGCAUUGAGUUCUUAGUUCUUCUUGUUGUAAAUUUCUCAUCUUCAAAUUUCUAUUCGAUUUGUUGCUUUUUUU
This is a messenger RNA of Tripterygium wilfordii, 1358 nucleotides long. RefSeq names its product putative HVA22-like protein g. The transcript has 7 exons. The record is from RefSeq and is a predicted model, not a curated record. Lineage: Eukaryota; Viridiplantae; Streptophyta; Magnoliopsida; Celastrales; Celastraceae. The coding region runs from base 292 to 1185 and encodes 297 amino acids.